UGUGGAGCGGCGGGUCCAUGUGCGCAUCAAGCGGCGCUGCCCUGCCCUCCGCCUCCCCGCGCGCCGCCCGCCCUGGCCAGGCCAUGGACCCCAACACCAUCAUCGAGGCCCUGCGGGGCACCAUGGACCCGGCCCUGCGGGAAGCCGCCGAGAGGCAGCUUAAUGAGGCUCACAAGUCAGUGAACUUCGUUUCAACUCUGCUUCAAAUCACUAUGUCAGAGCAACUGGAUUUACCAGUGAGACAGGCAGGUGUUAUCUACUUGAAGAAUAUGAUAACUCAGUAUUGGCCUGAUCGUGAAACUGCACCAGGGGAUAUUCCACCUUAUUCCAUCCCAGAAGAAGAUAGACAUUGUAUUCGUGAAAAUAUUGUAGAAGCCAUUAUUCAUUCUCCUGAACUAAUUAGAGUACAGCUUACUACUUGCAUUCACCAUAUUAUCAAGCAUGAUUACCCCAACCGCUGGACUGCAGUUGUGGAGAAAAUUGGUUUUUAUCUUCAGUCUGAUAACAGUGCUUGCUGGCUUGGAAUUCUCCUUUGUCUUUAUCAACUCGUGAAAAACUAUGAGUACAAGAAACCAGAGGAGCGGAGUCCCUUGAUAGCAGCAAUGCAGCACUUCCUGCCUGUUCUGAAAGAUCGUUUCAUUCAGCUUCUGUCUGAUCCAUCUGAUCAGUCUGUCCUCAUCCAGAAACAGAUCUUCAAAAUCUUCUAUGCUCUUGUUCAGUAUACAUUACCUCUGGAGCUGAUAAACCAGCAAAACCUGACAGAAUGGAUAGAAAUUCUAAAAACAGUUGUGGACAGAGAUGUACCUGCUGAAACUCUUCAAGUUGAUGAAGAUGAUAGACCAGAAUUGCCUUGGUGGAAAUCCAAGAAAUGGGCUUUGCACAUCUUGGCUAGACUUUUUGAGAGGUAUGGAAGCCCUGGUAAUGUUUCCAAGGAGUACAAUGAAUUUGCUGAAGUGUUCCUGAAGGCAUUUGCUGUUGGUGUCCAACAGGUGUUGCUGAAGGUGCUGUAUCAGUACAAGGAAAAGCAGUACCUGGCUCCUAGAGUUCUUCAGCAAACACUGAACUACAUCAAUCAAGGAGUGUCACAUGCUGUGACCUGGAAGAAUCUGAAGCCCCAUAUUCAAGGAAUUAUCCAAGAUGUUAUAUUUCCAUUGAUGUGCUAUACAGAUGCUGAUGAGGAGUUGUGGCAAGAAGACCCAUAUGAAUACAUACGUAUGAAAUUUGAUGUGUUUGAAGACUUCAUUUCUCCUACAACUGCUGCUCAGACAUUGUUGUUUACAGCAUGUAGUAAAAGAAAAGAGGUCCUGCAGAAGACUAUGGGCUUUUGUUAUCAGAUCCUCACAGAGCCAAAUGCUGAUCCUCGUAAGAAAGAUGGUGCUCUACAUAUGAUUGGUUCUUUGGCUGAAAUUCUCCUAAAAAAGAAGAUAUACAAAGAUCAGAUGGAGUACAUGUUGCAGAAUCAUGUGUUCCCUCUCUUCAGCAAUGAGCUGGGCUAUAUGAGAGCACGGGCUUGCUGGGUCCUUCAUUAUUUCUGUGAAGUUAAAUUUAAGAGUGACCAGAACCUCCAGACAGCCCUAGAACUCACAAGACGAUGUCUGAUUGAUGAUAGGGAAAUGCCUGUGAAAGUGGAAGCUGCCAUAGCACUUCAGGUUUUGAUCAGUAAUCAAGAGAAAGCUAAGGAAUAUAUUACACCAUUUAUUAGACCUGUAAUGCAAGCUCUGCUUCAUAUUAUAAGAGAGACUGAAAAUGAUGAUCUUACUAAUGUGAUUCAGAAAAUGAUCUGUGAAUAUAGUGAAGAGGUUACUCCCAUUGCAGUAGAAAUGACCCAGCAUUUGGCAAUGACAUUUAAUCAGGUCAUUCAGACUGGGCCAGAUGAAGAAGGCAGUGAUGACAAAGCAGUGACAGCAAUGGGAAUUUUGAAUACCAUUGAUACACUCCUGAGUGUAGUUGAAGAUCACAAGGAGAUUACCCAACAGUUGGAAGGGAUUUGUUUGCAAGUUAUUGGAACAGUUUUACAGCAGCAUGUUUUAGAAUUCUAUGAAGAGAUCUUUUCCUUGGCUCACAGUCUGACAUGUCAGCAAGUCUCUGCACAAAUGUGGCAGCUUUUGCCUCUUGUUUUUGAAGUUUUUCAGCAGGAUGGCUUUGAUUACUUUACAGAUAUGAUGCCUCUCUUGCAUAAUUAUGUAACUGUCGAUACAGACACACUUCUGUCUGACACAAAAUAUCUUGAAAUGAUCUACAGUAUGUGCAAAAAGGUCCUUACUGGUGUUGCAGGAGAAGAUGCAGAAUGUCAUGCAGCAAAGCUGUUGGAAGUCAUCAUUUUACAGUGCAAAGGGCGUGGCAUUGAUCAGUGUAUACCUUUAUUUGUGGAAGCUGCAUUAGAGAGAUUGACCAGAGAGGUGAAAACAAGUGAACUGCGAACGAUGUGCCUCCAGGUUGCCAUAGCUGCUUUGUAUUACAACCCUCAUCUGUUAUUAAAUACCUUGGAAAAUCUUCGUUUCCCCAAUAAUGUGGAACCUGUCACUAAUCACUUCAUCACACAGUGGCUUAAUGAUGUAGACUGUUUCUUGGGACUUCAUGAUAGAAAGAUGUGUGUGCUGGGCUUGUGUGCUCUUAUUGAUCUGGAGCAAAUACCACAGGUUUUAAAUCAAGUUUCAGGACAGAUCCUGCCAGCUUUUAUUCUUUUAUUUAAUGGAUUGAAAAGAGCAUACGCUUGCCAUGCAGAGCAUGAAAAUGACAGUGAUGAUGAUGAUGAUGCUGAAGAAGAUGAGGAAACUGAGGAAUUGGGGAGUGAUGAAGAUGAUAUUGAUGAAGAUGGACAAGAAUACCUAGAGAUUCUGGCAAAACAGGCAGGAGAAGAUGGAGACGAUGAGGACUGGGAAGAAGAUGAUGCAGAAGAGACUGCUCUGGAGGGCUAUUCAACAAUUAUUGAUGAUGAAGACAACCCUGUUGAUGAAUAUCAGAUAUUUAAAGCAAUUUUUCAGACAAUUCAGAAUCGUAACCCCGUUUGGUACCAAGCUUUGACACAUGGUCUUAAUGAAGAACAAAGAAAACAGUUACAGGACAUAGCAACUUUAGCAGAUCAAAGGCGGGCAGCCCACGAGUCCAAAAUGAUUGAAAAGCAUGGAGGAUACAAAUUCAAUGCUCCAGUUGUGCCAAGUUCCUUCAAUUUUGGAGGCCCGGCCUCAGGAAUGAAUUGAAUUAUCAUUUUUCCUGCUACUGUGUGAUUGUAGUGAAGAGCUUGUGUUCCUCCCAAUAGUGGUUCCAGAACUGGUUCAUGUUAUCUACAACUCACUCUAAACGAAUUGAUAAAUAGAUUGGACAGAAAAAACAAAACCCAGGAAGUGGGACCUGAUCAUGCAACCUAAUACUGGAAAGCAAACCAGAGGCUUUUUGAAGAUAGGAAGAACCUGACUUUAAAGCUUCAAAUGACACAACUGUGGAAAUCUGAAAUCAAGAGGGGACGUCAUGAAGGCAACUUUUCUUUUUCUGAGGAAAAAAUAGGCAUGGGCUGCAGGACUAUUUAAAAUGUCUCAUUUACAGUACAAGCUAGAAGGCUGAUUUAAUUUUUACACUUGUGGCAGUCUGAGUAUUUGCCCAAUUUCCUUCCCUGUCCAUCUUCUCUAUUGGGUGUUUAUUCUUUUCAUGUAAAUAAGAUAAGGUAAUCGUAUAGCCUUACUUAAUCGUCAUCAUUUCCAUUUAUCAAGAUUGUUCAUAUGUAGAAUAUUGGACACUUAUCGUAGCACUACAUAACUGGUAAAUCUGUAAAUGAAUUAGCACUUUCAUAUUGAAACAAGCCUGCUAGCCUAUGUACAAAAAUAGCAAAAUGUUUGCUGUUUAUAAAAAAAAAAAAAAAGGAUGUAAUGGGGAAAAUAAUUUCAAGUUUUAAUUUAAAAUUAACUAGCAGUUUUGUACCUGGUGACUUUGUGGUGCAGUCACCUCUGGUUGUGACUUGAAUUCGGUUAUGUAAAAAGGGGUUAGUGAUAUUUCAUUGCUGCUAAAAAAAAAAAAAAAAGAAAAAAAAAAGGCAACACCCUCUGUGUCCUUUGUUUUUCUUAAAGCUCUCAAUGUACAAGUGGAAAUUUGGAGACAAAAUCUUAAUGUAAGCACUGAGAAACAUUAUCUUCUCUGAAGCAUGUAAAUUGGACAUGAAAUUCUGCUCUUAAAGAGUUUAUUGAAGUGUGUGGAUGAAACAUCUAUAUAUGCAAUCUAUUAAAAAAUUAAUUCGGCUACCUUGGGCUUGAUAUAUGAUUGCAGUUUAUUCCUAAUUUUGCAAAAUAAUUCAUCCUGUUUGUUUCUAGCAACUGGUAGUGGCUUUAACCACUACAUUUCCUUCCCUCUUUUUGCACUCCCAGCAUUAACAUGUGCUCUUGUUUGCCUGAUCCAGAUGGGAUGUUUGAGGUUUCACCAAGCUUUCACUUUUGAAGCCAUAAUUUCCCCCUUCAUCUCCAGCUGUUAUAGUACCUCGUAUUUUAGCUAGAAAGGCAAAAUAAAGUUCCCUCUGGGACCACUGUCAAAACCACUCUAUUGAGAAACCAGCAGUAAGAUGCUGUGAAUGGGCUGGUUUAUUGCCCCCUUUUUCUUCUCUGAAAAUCUAAAUUAACGUUCAUUCUUUUGGCUGUUUUUAUAUGUCACCUACUGUUACAACUGAUAAUAAACAAGCUACCUUAAUUUAAAUGUAAGCCUCCAAAACUUAAAUGCAGGUUCAAAUGAACUGAGCUGAUACCUGUAAAAAAUGAAACUGAAAUGCGCGCGCGCGCGCGCACACACACACACACACACACAAUGAUAUUCAAAAUGCAGUCUUCAGAAAAUUG
Messenger RNA from Gopherus evgoodei (Goodes thornscrub tortoise), 4817 nucleotides. It is a transcript of the gene IPO7, whose product is annotated as importin 7. NCBI's taxonomy places the organism in Eukaryota, Metazoa, Chordata, Testudines, Testudinidae. The record is from RefSeq and is a predicted model, not a curated record. Gene Ontology annotation, biological process: protein import into nucleus. The transcript is spliced from 25 exons. Gene Ontology annotation, cellular component: nuclear envelope; cytosol. Gene Ontology annotation, molecular function: small GTPase binding. The coding region runs from base 18 to 3200 and encodes 1060 amino acids.